AUGUCUGCUGAGAGUCGCACACUGGGCGCGGCCCAGGUGGAGCCUGUUAGCUGUCGCAUAUGCCGCGACCGCAAAGUCAAAUGUGACCGCACCCUCGGCGGGUGCCUUCGAUGCCGCCGAUAUGGCGAGGAAUGUGUAUAUUCAUCCGGCAAUGCCCUCAAUAGCAAUGGGAGCAGCGAGGAGAGGACCGAGGCUGGGCUUAAGAGGCGACGCGUACUACGCUCAUGCAUUAACUGCAGGAGAGCCAAGACCAAAUGCGCUGGCGAAGCUCCCUGCGAGCAAUGCGAGCGAAAGGGCCUCGGCUGCACAUAUACUGAAGCAGGCGUGCCUGCUCCUCCUCCCUCUUCUUCCUCUACCCACAGCGAGCAAUCCAUUCGGAAAAAGACAUCAUCGGUCAUUCCCGCAUGGCUCACAUCAAACAAUUUGCCGGCGAUUGAUCGGCUCCGCGAUCUGAUUGAUUUAUACUUUCUACGCGUGCAUACUGUGCGCUGCUUUGGGUUCAUCCAUAUUCCAACGUUCAUGAAGCGAUUGAAAUCACCCGAGAAACUGACCCAGGAGAGAUCUGGGCUCGUGUAUAUUAUGUGCGCUUUAGCGGCGCCUUUUUACUACUCGGAGAAGCUCUGUACCAGCACAGAUGGCGUCAAGAGCAAUGUGCAGUACUUUGAUGCAGGCCGAGGCUGGGCCGAGGCUGCGAGGCACUGUCUCUUCACAGGGUUUGGAGACAUGGGCAUCGAGAGCAUAAUGACUGAGGUCUUGCUCCACGAAUACUAUCUUCGGGCGGGAGAGUAUGCGAAGGGGUUUAUGGUCUCUGGACAGAUCACUCGACAUCUGCAAGUUGUUCAGCUGAACAUGGAGCGGGACUCGGACGUGUUAUGUCAUCAGAGUCCGGCCUCCUGUCACAUCAAAGAGAGUAGGAGGAGGCUUGCGUGGGCCUGCUAUCUACUAGAUUCGUUGAUUGAAUGUGGGAUCGAUCAACUUCGCCUGAUCCCGUACCACGAUAUUCAGGUUCAGCUUCCUUGCGCAGAAGAGCUUUUCAUCACAAAUAGCCCUUGUAUUACCGAGAUGCUGCCUCGAGGCAAGCUGCUCCCAGGUAUUACCCCAGUUCCUGGAAUCGACUUUUCGGCACAUCUCGACCUCCGGGCUUACUACCUCCGCGCUACGAGUAUUCGAUCCAAACUUCUCAAAUAUGUGAAGCACUUAGAAGGAGAAGUGCCGUGGGCGGAGGAUCACAACUCACAAUUUUUCCAGCUUGACCACGAGCUGAAAGAUCUCGAGGCGUCGAUCCCAGAAAACAUGAGGAUCUCAGCCGAGAGUAUGUACUUGUUCAAAGGGACAGGGAGGUUGAAUUUGUACUUCGGGCUACACAUUCUGAUAUCGCAAAAUUUCCACGAUCUAUAUCGUGUCGGGGUUUCCAACCUCGUCUUCCCAAACACCGCGACAAGUUGGAUUCGCGAAAACGCUCCGGAAGACUUCAUCCGUCGUUGUCACCUUGUAUGCGCCACUAAAUCCGCCUACAUCGCCUCUCUGUUAAGCGAUCUGUGGAAUUGCCACAAACCCAGCCUUGUUGACUGGCCAUAUGCAAUGCACGCACAAGUCUGCAGCAGUGUCAUCGUCACGACUCUCAUCUCAUGGGGUCGCCCGGAACCUCUCAUUCCGCAAUGUUUGUAUCUCGAUUACCAAGCCAUGCUGCAGAAGAACGUAAUGAUUUUGCAGUACCUUCAGCGUUUCAUGAAGGUCAGCAUGUACUGCGAAUCAGCCGUCCAGGCCCUGAAACGGUUCAACGCGCUAUUCGUUCCAGACUCUCCUGAUUUUGCAAAUUCGUCAACAAACGCCCUGCUGUCUGUCAAUCAAUGCAAUACGUCAAAUCCAUCUUCACUCGAAUAUAUCCUGAACCCAUUGGGUACAUAUCCGAUGGCUAGGAAGCAGGCACAAACCCAGGAUAUAUCCACACCGGAUGAAACAGAGGAUGAGACACCAGCGCCACAGAUGGCUAAAGUGGAGGGCCCAGUGAUUCCGCCUGCCAUCAAUAUAGGUGCCUAUCCAAGUCCGGGUGACAUCUUUUCUGGUCAGUUCUUGGAUUGGGAGACGGAUAUGUCUAUUUUACCGGGGUUGGGUUAUCCCACAUUCCUCGAUCAAUUUCCUAUUGAAACGCCGAGGGACAUGAACUUGCCUUGA
Penicillium daleae is the source of this 2175-nucleotide messenger RNA. RefSeq names its product Zn(II)2Cys6 transcription factor. Bases 1 to 2175 code for a protein of 724 amino acids. Gene Ontology annotation, biological process: regulation of DNA-templated transcription; DNA-templated transcription. The transcript is spliced from 2 exons. The record is from RefSeq and is a predicted model, not a curated record. Lineage: Eukaryota; Fungi; Ascomycota; Eurotiomycetes; Eurotiales; Aspergillaceae. Gene Ontology annotation, cellular component: nucleus. Gene Ontology annotation, molecular function: zinc ion binding; DNA binding; DNA-binding transcription factor activity, RNA polymerase II-specific.